Messenger RNA from Hyaena hyaena (striped hyena), 2685 nucleotides. It is a transcript of the gene CDC25A, whose product is annotated as cell division cycle 25A. Gene Ontology annotation, molecular function: protein tyrosine phosphatase activity. Gene Ontology annotation, cellular component: nucleus; cytoplasm. Gene Ontology annotation, biological process: protein dephosphorylation; positive regulation of G2/M transition of mitotic cell cycle; G2/M transition of mitotic cell cycle. Lineage: Eukaryota; Metazoa; Chordata; Mammalia; Carnivora; Hyaenidae. The transcript has 15 exons. Bases 528 to 2102 code for a protein of 524 amino acids. The record is from RefSeq and is a predicted model, not a curated record.
GUGGAUUCCGUUUGGCGCCAACUAGGAAAGGGGGGCGGGGCAGCGGCCGUCCCUAGUGAGCCGCUAUUACCGCGAAAGGCCUUCCUGGCAGCGACAGUCGGAAGGGAGGUGAAGGUCCGCUUGGUACUCUGUGACCCCGGUUUGGAGUAGGGGCUGAGAAGAAAGCGAAGAGAGUGUGAGCCCUGGCCGUUGCCUCGCGGCUCUGGCCGCUUUCCUUUCCCGACCCGUCGCGUUUGUUUGGAUUUAAUCUUCAGGUUGCCGGCGCCCGCCCGCCUGCCGGCCUCGCGGAGGUGCGGGGGGAGCACCCGUGCAUGUGACUGGCGCCUGCCGGGUCCAGACACCCGCCCGUCCGCGCCGCUUACCCACGGCAGUCGCGUCCCUGAACCGCGGGGUCGUGUUUGUGUUUGACCCGCGGGCGCCCGCGGCUGGCCGCGCGGCCGAAGCCGGUGCAGGCGGGGCGGGGCGGGCGCGGCGGAGGCGGAGGCGGAGGAAGAGGGAGCGGGAGCAGUGGGAGCCCCGGCGCCGCCAUGGAACUGGGCCCGGAGCCCCCGCACCGCCGCCGCUUGCUCUUCGCCUGCAGUCCCCCUCCCACGCCGCAGCCAGUUGUGAAAGCGCUGUUCGGCGCGCCAGCCGCUGGAGGCCUGUCGCCUGUCACCAACCUGACGGUCACCAUGGACCAGCUGCAGGGGCUGGGCAGUGAAUAUGAACAGCCACUGGAGGUGAGAAACAGCAGUCUGCAGAGAAUGGGCUCCUCUGAGUCAACUGAUUCAGGCUUCUGUCUGGAUUCUCCUGGGCCCUUGGACAGUAAAGAAAACCUUGAAAAUCCCAUGAGGAGAAUAAAUUCCCUACCUCAGAAGCUCUUGGGAUGUAGCCCAGCCCUGAAGAGGAGCCAUUCUGAUUCUCUUGACCAUGAUGCCUUUCAGCUGAUGGACCAGGAUGAGAACAAGGAAAACGAAGCCUUUGAGUUUAAGAAGCCAAUAAGACCGGCAUCUCGUGGCUGCCUGCACUCUCAUGGACUUGAGGAGGGUAAAGAUAUCUUCACACAGAGGCAGAACUCUGCCCCAGCUCAGAUGCUUUCCUCGAAUGAAAGAGACUGCAGCGAGCCAGGGAAUUUCAUUCCUCUUUUUAUGCCCCAGUCCCCUGUCACUGCCACUUUGUCUGAUGAGGAUGAUGGCUUCAUGGACCUUCUUGAUGGAGAGAACCUGAAGAAUGAUGAGGAGACCCCAUCAUGCAUGGCAAGCCUCUGGACUGCCCCCCUUGUCAUGAGAAGGACUACAAACCUUGGCAAUCGAUGCAAGCUGUUUGACUCUUCUUCCACAUGUAGCUCUGUCACCCGGUCGGUGUUAAAAAGACCAGAACGAUCUCAAGAGGAGUACCCGCCUGGAAAUACAAAGCGGAGAAAGAGCAUGGCUGCGGCCGGUCCCGAAGAGGCAGCUGGUCCAGAGAAGCCCCAGGAGAUUAUACAUCAGUCUUUAUCCCUGGCAUCUUCCCCUAAAGGGACCAUUGAGAACAUUUUGGAUAAUGACCCAAGGGACCUUAUAGGAGACUUCUCCAAGGGUUAUCUCUUUCAUACGGUUGCUGGGAAGCAUCAGGACUUAAAAUACAUCUCUCCAGAAAUUAUGGCAUCUGUCUUGAAUGGCAAGUUUGCCAACCUCAUUAAAGAAUUUGUUAUCAUUGACUGCCGGUAUCCGUAUGAAUAUGAGGGAGGCCACAUCAAGGGUGCGGUGAACCUGCACAUGGAAGAGGAGGUAGAAGACUUCUUGCUCAAGAAGCCCAUCGUUCCUACUGACGGCAAGCGUGUCAUUGUGGUGUUCCACUGCGAGUUCUCUUCUGAGCGAGGCCCUCGCAUGUGCCGGUAUGUGAGGGAGAGAGAUCGGCUUGGUAACGAGUACCCCAAACUCCACUACCCUGAGCUGUAUGUCCUGAAGGGCGGGUACAAGGAGUUCUUCCUGAAGUGCCAGUCUCACUGUGAGCCCCCCAGCUACCGGCCCAUGCACCACGAGGACUUCAAAGAAGACCUGAAGAAGUUCCGCACCAAGAGCCGGACCUGGGCAGGGGAGAAGAGCAAAAGGGAGAUGUACAGCCGUCUGAAGAAGCUAUGAGGGCGGUGGGGCCGGACCGCAGCAGCCAGAGCCUCCCUCCAUGCCACCUCUUCCCUCUUCGCUGCAGAGAAAUUGAGCAGAGGGGCCAGCGGUGUGGAGAACGGGCCUGGGGCUUGCACGCCUCGCUCGCAUCUGCGCUCCCAGGGCUCCUGCCGGCAUUGCCUCUUCUGUCCCCGUAAGACGUUCUCUGCCUUGGGACUGUCUGUCAAGGCUGUGACUCGCCACAGCACAGUUCCGAGCACCAAGCCAAGAAGUUCUGACCCUCACCCCCGCUGUUGGACGAACGACCUGAGGCCUUAUUGGCACUGUCCUCUCGUGAGGGGAGGGACAGGAGGGGGAGAAGGAGCGCGAGUGGGAAGCUGCUGGCCACGUACCAAAGACAGCCUGGGAGGGGGUGGUCUCUGUGGGAUAACCCGUAUCUUUAAUUUAUUCAACUUCAUCAAUCACUUUAAUUUUUUUUUUUUUUUUAACUCCUGGAGACUUUUAUUUAACUGCUUCUUUAAGUCACAAUACUGCCAUUCUAGGUAGGGUUUUAUCAUCCCAGGGACUACCUCUGCUUUAAAAAAAAAAAAAAAAAAUGUAU